AAAAACAAAUUUUGUCAAGUAAAGAUUGGGAAGCUACAAGAAGGGUUGAAUCCUCCGUCGUGGAACAUGUUACAUUUUCACGAUAACUACUUGGGACUUGUAAUGAAAACCGGCCUCGUCACCGGCAUCAUUUCACUUACCGAAGGAAUCGCGGUUGGAAGGACUUUUGCUGCAUUGAAAAAUUACCAGGUCGAUGGAAAUAAGGAAAUGAUUGCGAUUGGUGUAAUGAACAUCGUCGGCUCGUCCACUUCUUGCUAUAUCACAACAGGUGCGUUUUCAAGGUCGGCGGUUAACCACAAUGCGGGCUGCAAAACAGCGGUUUCGAAUAUAAUAAUGGCGGUUACAGUAAUGGUGACACUUUUAUUUCUAAUGCCGUUGUUUCAGUACACGCCGAACGUUGUUUUGGGUGCGAUUAUUGUUACAGCUGUGAUUGGACUAAUCGACAUUCCCGCUGCAUGUCAAAUUUGGAAAAUCGACAAAUUCGAUUUCGUUGUGAUGCUAUGUGCAUUUUUGGGAGUGCUCUUUAUCUCCGUUCAAGAAGGCCUAGCUAUCGCGGUGGGAAUAUCUAUUUUCAAGAUUCUAAUGCAAGUGACGAGGCCUAAAACCGUAAUGAUGGGGAAUAUUCCCGGUACGGAUAUUUAUCGGGAUCUUCACCAUUACAAAGAUGCUGCGGCUGUGCCUGGAUUCGUGAUUCUCGGAAUCGAAGCUCCGAUUAACUUUGUCAAUACCACUUACCUUAAAGAAAGGAUUACGAGAUGGAUCGAAGAUUCCGAAUCGGAGAAUGAUGGGGCUAAGAAGAAGUCCGGACUACUUAAGUUUGUGAUUCUUGAUUUGUCUGCUGUGAGUGCAAUUGAUACAAGUGGAGUUUCAUUCUUCAAAGAUUUGAGGAUGGCAUUGGAGAAAAAGAACUUGGAGCUUGUAUUGGUUAAUCCAAUUGGGGAGGUGAUAGAGAAAUUGCAGCAAGGAGAUGAAGCAAAAGAGUUGGCAAGACCAGAUGCAAUGUUCUUGACUGUUGGGGAAGCAGUAACUACUCUCCUCUCAACAAUUAAGACCAAUUCAUCUGCUUAUGUAUGAUGA
Erythranthe guttata (spotted monkey flower) is the source of this 1077-nucleotide messenger RNA. The record is from RefSeq and is a predicted model, not a curated record. Lineage: Eukaryota; Viridiplantae; Streptophyta; Magnoliopsida; Lamiales; Phrymaceae.